Messenger RNA from Loxodonta africana (African savanna elephant), 1308 nucleotides. RefSeq names its product DnaJ heat shock protein family (Hsp40) member C4 (gene DNAJC4). Bases 1 to 1086 code for a protein of 361 amino acids. NCBI's taxonomy places the organism in Eukaryota, Metazoa, Chordata, Mammalia, Proboscidea, Elephantidae. The record is from RefSeq and is a predicted model, not a curated record. The transcript is spliced from 8 exons.
AUGGCAGCUGGCCGGAAAGCCUCACCGUGGGUCAGGUCGGGACAGCGGCGGCGACGGGUCGUAAGCUCGGUCCCGCCUGGUUUCCAGAUGGGUUCGCGCCUGUCUGCACGUCCGCGGGCCCAGGCGUCGGUGGGCGGACCCGCGGCCUCAAAAGCCAAUGGGUUGGGCGGGGCCUUGAUGUCUAAGCCAAUGAGAACUCGGGAUAGAGCCUGGAUGGGCGCCGGAAAUAGCUGCGGCCGCCGAGCCCGCUGGGGCGGGGCUUGGUUGGGGCUCCUCCCCAUGCCCGCCUCCCAGACGCCCGGGGUGGGGGAGAGGGUCUCGGCGAACCGCUGCCCGCCCGCCAUCAUGCCGCCCCUGCUGCCCCUGCUGCCCCUGCUGCCCCUGCGCCUGUGCCAGCUGUGGCGCCGCAGCCCCCCCACCCGGCUCCUUGGAGCGGCCGCCGGGCAGCGGUCUGGCCCCAGUAACUACUAUGAAUUGCUAGGGGUGCAUCCUGGUGCCAGCCCUGAAGAAAUUAAACGAGCUUUCUUCACCAAGUCCAAAGAGCUGCACCCCGACCGGGACCCUGGGAACCCGGCCCUGCACAGCCGCUUUGUGGAGCUGAAUGAGGCAUACCAUGUGCUCAGCCAUGAGCAGAGCCGCCGCAGCUACGACCACCAGCUCCGCUGGUCAAGCCCCUUAAAGUCUCCAGGGACCACAGCCCAUCCUGGACCUGCCCACCAAGCACGCAGCAGCUCCUGGGCACCUCCCAACGCACAGUACUGGGCCCAGUUCCACCGCGUGAGGCCACAGGGGCCUGAGGCGAGGCAGCAGCAGUACAGACACAACCAGCGGGUGCUGGGGUAUUGCUUUCUGCUCAUGCUGGCAGGCAUGGGCCUGCACUAUGUCGCCUUCAGGAAGCUGGAGCAGAUGCACCGUAGCUUCAUGGAUGAAAAGGACCGGAUCAUCACUGCCAUCUACAACGACACGCGGGCCCGGGCCAGGGCCAACAGAGCCAGGCUCCAGCAGGAGCGACUGCAGAGACAGCAGCCGCCGCUGCCAGGGCCUCCCCAGGACCCUGGGAUGGUGCCCAGAGGCGCUGACCCGUGAGGGGCCGCCUGGACGGGGCCUGCAGUGUGUCCCCUCCUUGCCUUCCUCCCAGGGCUCCCCACUCCCCAAAACGCGUGCAGUAAAGUCAUUUUCAGCUCUAGUAUCUGGCUGCCUCCUUCAGCCCAAGCCCCCCGCCAGGGCCUCGCGUUGGGGCUGCGCCCCGCCCUCGGGUUCUGGCGGCGGCAACCCAGGAGCCCGGCCCCCUGGGCGGUGCGUCCCCUU